AUGGCAGCUGCCAAGACAAUUGAGUGCCCUGAAGACCCUUUUAAUCCUCUUAUAACAUCUAUUGUUCAGAUCUCAUGUAUGCUUGUUAUUGCUCAUCUUUUUCACCUCUUCUUCAAGCCUUUAGGCCAGCCAGGACCCGUCUCGCAAAUCCUUGCAGGACUAGUUCUGAGUCCCACAUUAUUGUCGCGAAUCAACAAAAUUCGACAAUUCUUUCUGCAGGAUGCUUCUGCAUUGUACUAUCGAUUUUUUGCCUUUGUAAGUCGCAUCCUUUUUAUGUUCUUGAUUGGUCUUGGCUUGGAUAUUCCUUAUAUGAGACUGAAUUUGCGUGUGGCGAGCACCAUUUCCCUUGGUGCUUUUGUUAUGAGCAUAAUUUUUGGAGGUUCUAUAUCUUGGUUCCUUAUAGAUGGAGUAGGGGUUACUACCAACAGGACCUCAUUCGUUCUUGUUGUUAUGAUACUUCUGGCAAACACAGCCUCUCCUGUGGCGAUUCGUUUGAUCGACGAGUUAAAAUUCGACACUUCAGAUAUUGGAAGAUUGGCGAUGGCUUCUUCUGUGAUCAGUGAAAUGUCAUGUGUAUUGGUUUAUUCGACUUAUCUCGCGGUUUCUUCCUGGGUUAUGUUUCGAUAUGCAUUGUACUGCAUUCUUUUAACUGUGGGACUUGUUUAUCUCAACAAGCAAUUGGCAAUGUGGUUUGCGAAAUGGAAUAGGAACUCAAAAUAUGUAUCGAAUGCUCAGGUUGUAGCGAUUUUGGCGCUUCUGGUGGGAGUUUCUAUAGGUGCAGAAUCUUUUGGUUAUAACAGUACAAUGACAGGAUUUCUCAUGGGGAUGAUGUUUCCAAGGCAAGGCAAAACAACCAGGACUUUGUUUAAAAAACUCACUUACUCUGUUCAUAACUUCUUGCUUCCAAUUUACUUCGGCUACAUGGGGUUCAAUUUCGAUACACGCGAUCUAAAUACUGUUAAAAACAUCUCUGCUGUUAUUUUCUUGAUCUUGUUCAGCUUUGGGACCAAGAUUAUUGGCACAAUGGCUGCCUGCUAUCACCUCAAGAUUCCAAUGUUGAAAGGACUAGUUCUGGCUUUGAUUCUCAAUUUGAAAGGCAAUUUCGAACUUCUACUCAUCGAUGGAGAAAUCGAUUCUUUGACUUGGUGGAGUGGUAAAAUUCACCGUUUGCUUUUCCUGGUAGUGGUGGUUAAUACACUGAUCUCAGGGCCAGCAGUGGCUUAUAUAUUGAAAAGAAGGGAAAGAUAUUUUGCUCACACCAAUACUGCGGUGGAAUCACUUGAAGCAGAAAGUGAACUCAGAUUGCUUGCUUGUGCAUACGAGCCACGCCAUGCUUCUGGACACCUUGUACUUACUGCAGCCAUGGGGAAAUCCGUUAACCCUUACUUGAUGCACCUGGUGGAGCUCCCCAAGAAACGCCGCAAAACUCAGUUGAUGUACAACCAGCUUGAAGAUGGCGGGCAGUUCAGUGAUGAGGAAGAAUAUGGUGGCAACGAUGUGCUCGAGAUCAAUGAUGCUGUUGAUGCCUUUACCUUGCAGACCAAUAGGAAAGUCCAUCAAAUAAAAGUUGUUAAUUCUUUUGCAAACAUGUAUGAAGAUGUAUGCACCGGAGCUGAGGACUUGCGUGUGUCGAUAAUUUUCCUGCCAUUUCAUAAGCAUCAGCGCAUUGAUAAGAUCCUCGAGAAUAGCAAGGAAGGGUACAGGACUACUAAUCAGAAGAUUCUUCGCCAUGCUCCAUGCUCAGUCGGAUUGCUUGUGGAUCGAAGCCAAACUGGAUUUCAGCAACCAAUUGGCUCUGAAAGUGUGCAACAUGUAGCAAUGUUGUUUUUUGGUGGCUCUGAUGAUCGUGAGGCCUUGUCGUGUAGCAAAAGGAUUGCUAGAAACGCUCAUAUCAAUUUAACUGUCAUCAGAUUUCUGCCUUCAGAAUCACAAAGAGUACAGCUUGCUGAUGCAUCCUCAAGAGAUGGAAUGCUCAUGAUGUCCUUAGCAAGAAAUGAGACUGAAGUUGCUAAAGACGACACCUUCAUUGAGGACUUUCGACUCAGGUAUGUGACAACAGGUGAAGUUGGAUACAUAGAGAAGUAUGUUAGCAAUGGAGCAGAAACAGUGCAGACUCUAAGGGACAUUGGGGAGACAAUGGAGUAUUCAUUAUAUAUAGUUGGGAAGGGUGGCGGGAGAGGGCGGUCACCGAUGACAACAGGGAUGAGUGACUGGGAGGAGUGCCCGGAACUUGGGACGCUUGGAGAUCUAUUGGCAUCUUCAGAUUUUGACCUGAAAAGUUCAAUUUUGAUCAUUCAACGACAUAGGCAAUAUUCUAACAAAGACAUAGUAGUUGAUGGUUAG
Molecule: messenger RNA, 2343 nt
Organism: Pistacia vera
Lineage: Eukaryota; Viridiplantae; Streptophyta; Magnoliopsida; Sapindales; Anacardiaceae
Product: cation/H(+) antiporter 2-like
Exons: 4
Coding region: 1-2343 (780 amino acids)
Biological process (GO): proton transmembrane transport; regulation of pH
Cellular component (GO): membrane; endomembrane system
Molecular function (GO): antiporter activity
Source: RefSeq, a predicted model, not a curated record